AUAUAUUAAAGUGAAUUAAAUGAAUCUAGCUACUGAGUACCUCCAUUUUCUUCAUUUCCAUUUCUGCUUUCCAUUUUUCAUGAUUUUCCCAAGCUUGUAUCUUCACUUCCUCACAUAUAAACCUACAAUAAAAGAUCAACACAUCAGUAUCAGCUUGAGUAGACAGCACUCAUACUAGUGCUGCGUAAUUAAAUGUAACAACAUUUGAGUUGAAAGAACUCCAAAUGGUUGAUAAUUAAUUAAAGCUAAUUAUUAGCCAGGGAGGAGAAUCAGUGCAUCGCCUUGCCAUUUGUUUGACUCAUUUUGCCUCAUCUCAAUGCAUAGCUCUACUUUCUAGUGGAUUCAACUUUCUGGCUUGAUCUGAAUCAUUAUUCUCAGGUUUAUUUCGAGCAUCACCUAUUCCCUUGGCAGCUGCAUUAGCCUCACCUCUGUCCUCAGCAGUUGCUAUACUCCCUUGUUGGAACCUUACUGGAGUGGAGGAUCCUUAAGAUAUAGGGCACCUUGCUGCAGGAGUUGUAGCUCUAAUGGGGGUAACUUUUCUUGAUGGCUCUUGGCUUGCAAUGGGGAUCAUCUCAGUCCCCAUGUCUCUCACACUUACAGAUCUCACAGCUGACAUGGUUGUACCCUCCAUAGGCUUAUUGAUCCACCAGAUUGACUCAUCACAGUCCACAUUCUUUGUAACCACUUGUAUUGAAGUGCCAUUAGAACACAAUUUCCAUUUUUUUGUGCAGCUUCAUCAUCUUCACUGCUGGAGUAAUCUUGCACCUUCCGCGGAACAGGAGCUAUCAAGCACCUGUCAUCUGCGUUGGAGUCCAAGGCUUGGUCUUAGACUGGUUCUUCUCUCCACCUCUUAAAGACCCCACUAGCCAUUUCUGUGCAUCAUCCCAUUUUGAUGGUGUUGGCUUGCCUAAGGCUGUCCAGUAAUGAGAACCCUGGUUGGCCGUUCCAUUCCCUUUAUGAAACUCAAACUAAUGUUGCUGUUGCUGCUGCCUGAAAUCUCCUGUGGUGGUCCAAGGUUAGCAGCUCUUAUCCUCAAUAUAUCUCAUAUUUUCUAAUCAGUAAACCCUUUCAGAACAUAAAAUCAUUACUGAACC
Messenger RNA from Rubroshorea leprosula, 1094 nucleotides. Lineage: Eukaryota; Viridiplantae; Streptophyta; Magnoliopsida; Malvales; Dipterocarpaceae. The record is from the annotation of a GenBank genome assembly.